Molecule: messenger RNA, 1764 nt
Organism: Trichophyton benhamiae CBS 112371
Lineage: Eukaryota; Fungi; Ascomycota; Eurotiomycetes; Onygenales; Arthrodermataceae
Exons: 1
Coding region: 1-1764 (587 amino acids)
Biological process (GO): autophagy of peroxisome; piecemeal microautophagy of the nucleus; autophagy of mitochondrion
Cellular component (GO): phagophore assembly site; Atg1/ULK1 kinase complex
Molecular function (GO): protein kinase activator activity; molecular adaptor activity
Source: RefSeq, a predicted model, not a curated record
AUGUCCUCAGUGGCAAGCUCUGCAUCUUCGGUGCAGAGUGGCCGAUCAGGAGGGACGUCUCAUGUCCAUGGCCAUAGCUAUAGCCCUGACCAAAGCCGUGCCCAGCCAGACCUGGAUACGUUGGUGUCGCACCUUGCGGCUGCCAAGAGAUCCCUCUCCUCUAUCCACCAUGUCUGGAGAGCCAACGAGAUAGUCACUGCUGCCCGCGCGGCGCUGGAGGAAAGCGUCAUCGUCUCAGCCCGUACUGGCUUCCUACGUCGAGGCCUGGAUGAGCAGAUUCGUCUCCUCUUCAAGGUAAGGACUGAAGUAGAAGAAGUAGCCCACCGUGGCCGGGCCGAGUUUUCCGCUGCUAUCAAGGAGCUUGAUACAGUCGACAGAAGGUUGCAGCAGACUCUCGACAGUCUGCGCGAGAUCACUCUCGAGCCGGCUUUUCGUUCGCAGGAACAGCGGCAGGAGGAAGCUGAAAGAGGCGUGUCCAAAACACUACACGAUUUCAUCGAUGAACAUGCCGUAGACGACAUCCGGUCGCUACUCAAAGACGCCAUUGACAACCUCAGCGCAGCGCAGACGGAGCUCGACGUGUCCAAUCGAGCUUUUGAUAAUGAUCUUCAGUCCAUCCAGCAGGCCCUAGACAAGUACCGGCUUUCUGUCAAACGGGGCUCUGUCUCCUCUCUCAGCCUGUCCGCUUCUUCGUCUGCCUCCCGUGUCAAGAUGCCCACUCCGGCUGUGAUACCGGAAUUUCUUCACUCACUCGAGCUGAAUGCGCAGGAAAUGGCAGACCUGCUGGAAUCAUUGGUCCGCCACUUUGAUCUAUGCGUUACAGCUGUCAAGCAUACAGAGGGAGGCGGGGUACUCGCUCGUAACAUCACGGGAGACCUUCCCACUGAUGUCGGCGUCGGAAUCCGGGCCGGCGGGAACCCGCAAUCUAACACCAGCGAUGGCAACAACAUCAACAACGAUGAUGCUGGCAAUGCAAACCUACAGCUGGAGCCUCUUACCGACUCAGACUACCGUGAUAUGAUCAACGUCAUCGCUAAGGAUGCGGGCGAGGCAGAGGAUGUCGUGCUCGAAAUCCAAGACCGCAUAGCUGAGAUGGAAUCUAUCCUGGAAAGAGUGCUUGAACAGCGAGACUCGCUUAUCGCCGCCGGCGUAUCUACUACUGCUGUGUAUCGCCGGUUAGCAGAGUUUCAAUCAACCCGUCUACCAGGAUAUGUAGCACAAUCCCAUAAAUUCGAGCAGACAUGGAAAACAGAACAUGAACGCAUGGAGUCAGGCGUGGCCGACCUGAACGACCUGCGAGGCCUGUACAUGGGCUUCCUAGACGCAUACGAUGGUCUCAUUCUCGAAGUUGCGAGACGGAUGAGUGUUAAAAGGGCUGCCGAAGAUAUUCUACACGAUGCUCGGGCGAGGUUAGAUGCAUUGUAUGAAGAAGAUGUUCGAGCACGAGAGGCCUUUAGGAUAGAUCAGGGUGAUUACCUUCCUUCAGAUAUCUGGCCGGGCCUAAGCAUGCCGCCCAGCAGAGUUGUAUUUCGGAGGAUUCGUGAGGAUGAUGACACUGCUCAAGAGAACAAGGAUGAGACGACGUCAGGAGCAAAACCGGACGAUGUCGAGCAGCAGCAUCCCGAAGGUGAUGUCCAGCCUACAACCAAACUGGACAGUAGUAGUAAGGGGGAUUUUGGCGAGAGUAUCCCUGACCUGCCCAAGCACGUCAUAGAGCAAGCAUUUGCCCGUCUCAAUGCCAGGGGCACACGGCUUCCUCCAUAG